AUGGCAGAACAAAGAAUAUCAGAAAUCUUAUGGAAUCAAUUGGAAACAAGUGAAAGACCAAAACAAGAAAAGGAAAUUGUAAAUACACCAUCUAAAAAGAAAAAGGGAUCGACUAGACUAUGCCGUGAUUCACAGCAGUCACGUGAGAGUCCAGGCAAGCCGGGAUCAAAGCGUUACAACCGAUUCUUAAACACACAAUAUCUCAAAGAGGGUGGUAUAUUCAAGGACCAUGCCGACUAUGAGUAUAAUUUGGUCGACCAAAACGAGAAUCUAUUGUUCCAAGACAACAUUGACAACUGGGAACCAUACGUAAACAUUACAUACGAUCGUCAACAAGAAUCGGUCGAACCAUUUGUCAAAGAGGAAGAGGAUCGUCGUCGUCAACAACGUAAAAACUCUCGUAUCAAUCAUUCAUUCUCACGCUUACGCAAGGACCUAAGAGAGGCAUUCAAGCAACCAUUUGUACAAAACAGCUAUUUUAUCACCGAAGCUGAGCAGAGAUUGUUGGCCUUUAUCAAUGACCCAUUACUCGAAUCGAUAGAGGUUGCCCUCGACAUGCCAUUCCAACGUCUGCUUGUUCACGGACUUGGAUCCUAUUACUCGCUCUUUACCUCUUCCUAUACCAACCAAGACUCUGGUAAACGUCUAACCGUCAUCCGUAAACCUAAAAUCAUCCCACCAAUGCCAGAAAUGUCAAUCACUGAAUAUGUGGCUCAAGAACAAUUAAAAAAUAAGACUCCUUCAUCAAAAUCUAAGAAUCAACAACAAAAAAAAUCAAAUAAUAAUUCUUCUUAUCGAUCAAGAAGUAGAUCAAAUAGUAUCAAUAAUAGUAUCAAGGCAUAG
Molecule: messenger RNA, 843 nt
Organism: Cavenderia fasciculata
Lineage: Eukaryota; Evosea; Eumycetozoa; Acytosteliales; Cavenderiaceae
Exons: 2
Coding region: 1-843 (280 amino acids)
Molecular function (GO): nucleic acid binding
Source: RefSeq, a predicted model, not a curated record